This is a messenger RNA of Cyclocybe aegerita, 3345 nucleotides long. NCBI's taxonomy places the organism in Eukaryota, Fungi, Basidiomycota, Agaricomycetes, Agaricales, Hemipholiotaceae. The record is from the annotation of a GenBank genome assembly.
AUGGAAUCUUUAGACGACGUUUCACAACCAGGGCGUUCAGUUGACAUUGAGCUGGGUGGACAAGAAGUUAUUACGAUCGACCUCGACAACCUCGACCCGAAUCCAGACGACGUGUUGGACCUGUUGAAGGAAGGACAAUGCAAGAUUUGGGUGUGGACAAAGCUAGCUGGAGAGUACUGGAGACGCGGCUACUUGGCCGCGGCGGAACGGAUUGCCCUGACGGCUGUUGAAUCUUUCCAAAGUAGUGGCUCUUCAUCAUCUCUGCCCCCAAUAUACUCCCUCCUUGCGAACAUACAAAUUGCACAUGCGCGUAAAGCACCCAAGCUGGUGUUGCACGAUGCUCAGCAAGAUCUCAUGACUUCGGAAAAAUCUAAGGAGGAAUACAACCGCGACGCUGCCCAAUAUCUAAACACUGGGGAGCGUGUUGGAGCAGAGUCAGGUGAAGGCGUCAGUGGGGAACUGGCGUUCUUAACACGAGGAAUCCAACAACUCGCAACCCGGUCCAUGGACGACGCGCUACGGUCUUUUGACGGUGUACUAGCAGAAAAGCCUACAAAUGUUGUUGCCCUUUUGGGAAAGGCUCGCAUCCUUUAUGCCCGCCGCAAUUAUAAAGAAUCUCUUCGGUUAUUCCAGGAUGUGCUACGAUACAACCCAAAUUGCGUACCUGAUCCGCGAAUCGGCAUUGGACUCUGUCUUUGGGCCAUGGACCAUAAAGCUAAGGCAAAGCUAGCGUGGCAACGGAGUUUAGAACUGAAUCCCUCCGAAUGGUCUGCACAACUGCUACUAGGGCUGGAGUCAAUAAAUGCUAGCAAAACUUCCGGCCUUACGGAAGAAGAAAAGGCGAGAGCCUUCCUGACCGGGACGAAAUUGAUUGAACGGGCAUUCCACGCGAACAACCGAAGUGCAGCUGCGGCCAAUGCAUUGUGCGAACUGUUCUUGAGAAAGGGAAAUCAUGCCCGGGCAUUGAAACUCGCUGAGCGAACAAUUCAGUUUGCAGAUACCCUCACGGUUCUCACAGAAGGUUAUUUACGUGCAGGCCGCGUGUCUCAUGCGAGCGGUUCGAACAGCCAGGCACUGAAGUUCUAUUCAUCGGCAGUCGAAGGACAGCCAAAAAAUGUCGUCGGUGCCAUAGGGAUGGCCCAAAUGCAGAUGCAAAACGAUGAGAUGGCUGCUGCUAUUCAUACCCUUGACACUCUAAUCCAGCCGCCCAACCCACAACGGUCCCCCGAGGCAACAGUCAUGCUCGCUUCGCUUCGAGCCUAUCCUCGGCCAGGAGUGUCAAGUUCGGAUUUGGCCCAGGAGAAGACGCGCGCACGAGAGCUGUUUGACCGAGUCAACAAAGUCGAGGACUCCAAAUUGAAUGGCGCUAGCAAGACGCCACGUGCCAUCGCCGACGAUAUUGAGAUGCAUGCUGAGAUUGCUCGCUUGUGGCAGGGCGACAGCCUGGAUCGGAUGGGAAAGGCGCUGAAGGAGGCGCUGAGGAUCAGCCAGGCCACUGGAGGGACGAACCCGCGACUUAUCAACAACAUUGGUGUGCUGUGUCACCUUGAGGGGAACUUCAGAGAGGCACGGUCAAUGUACGAAGAUGCACUAACAAGUGCAACGACCCUCAACCCUGAUGUAGCGGAGGGGUUGUCGACAACGAUUCUCUACAACCUUGCUCGUGUAUACGAGGACCAAGGAGAGGAUAGUCUGGCGAAGGAUGCUUAUGAGAAGCUUCUUUCGCGUCAUCCUGAAUACAUCGAUGCCAAAAUUCGACAAGCCCAAAUGCUGACGAACAUCAACCGUGUCAACGAGGCUCAUGAUAUCCUCAAGCAGGCUCUAUCGUCACAAAAUAGCAACUUGAACCUCCGUGCCUACUACACCUACUUCCUCGUCCACACCAACGCUGCCAAGGUAGCGAAGGAAUUCGUUUAUGCCACACUGAAGGACCACGACAGGCACGACAUCUACUCCCUCUGCGCUUCUGCGUGGAUCAUCUACCAACAAGCCCGCGAGAGCCGCGAAGUGAGCACGAAAGGAAUCGAGGAGCGCAAGAAGAACUUCCAACGCUCGGCUGACUUCUAUGAGAAGGCUCUGCAGCUCGAUCCGACGUGUGCCUUCGCUGCACAGGGUCUGGCGAUCGUCACCGCUGAAGAUGCACUUGGCACGAUGGGCGGGGCGCUGUCGAGAACACCGGGUGUGGAUGAAGGUCAGAAGCGGCUGCAGAACGCACGCGAGGCUCUGGAUAUCUUCAUCAAGGUUAGAGAGUCUGUCAACGAUGGCAGCGUCUACUUCAAUAUCGGCCACUGCUAUUAUGCUCGUGAUGAGUUUGAUCGAGCAAUUGAAAGUUAUGAGACUGCCUCCGGCAAGUUUUACAACAACCAGAAUGUUUCCGUCCUUCUCUGUCUCUGUCGGUCAUGGUAUUCCAAGGCCAUGAAGGACCAAUCCUAUCCUGCGAUGAAGACUGCCCUCAAAUAUGCACAAAUGGCGCUGCAUAUGCAUCCCAAUGACAAGGCAAUCGUCUACAACAUUGCCAUGAUUCAGCAAAAAUCGGCUGAAUUGCUUUUCUCCAUCCCUGUCGCAAAACGGUCUCUCAAAGACCUCCAGAAGGCCGUUGAUUCCGCCAUGCAUGCCCAAAAACUCUUUUCCUCCUUGGCCGCGGACAAAGCGUCCGUCGUACCGUACGACCGCGACAUCGCCGACAACAGGCGAAAGUACGGUGAUGGUAUGCUGCGGAAAGCCGAAGAACACCUCGCAAACCAAAGACAGCACGAGAACGAAAAUCAAGCUCGUAUUGAUGCGGCGAGAAAGAGGCGGCAGGACGAACGGGAGCGGCAGGAGGAAGUCGAGCGCAAACGCCAGGAGGAGCUCCGUAUCGAAGCCGAGAAACUGGCGGAGGAGCGCCGUGUCGCUCGUGAGCAAGCCAUGGAGUGGACACGAGAGGUUCGGAUGGACAGCGACGAGGAGCGAGAACGCAAGCCCAAGAAAGCGAAAAAGCCCAAGGCAGACGUGGUCAGCGGAGACGAGGGCGAGGCUCCAAAGAAGAAACGCCGUGGCAAGCUAAAGAAGGCGACGGCCUCGAGCGACCAAGAGGAUGGAGACCAGGCGAUGUUCAGCGAGGAGGAUGCAGAACCGCCGAAGAAGAAACGGAAGGGCAAGCUGCAGAAGACUUCGAGCGAUCAGGGGGAUGAGGAUCAGGCUAUGUUCAGUGAGGAGGAUAUUGAGAAGCCUGCGAAGAAGCGCGUAACGAAGAAGCGAGUGGUCCGCGAUGACGAUGAUGAGGACACAAACCCACGUAAAAAGCAGUUCAAGAGCAAGGAGAUGUUAUCCGAUACCGAUGAUGAGGACAUGGCCGCCGCAUAA